This is a messenger RNA of Zonotrichia leucophrys gambelii, 366 nucleotides long. Its product is annotated as feather keratin Cos1-1/Cos1-3/Cos2-1-like. Bases 1 to 366 code for a protein of 121 amino acids. The record is from RefSeq and is a predicted model, not a curated record. Gene Ontology annotation, molecular function: structural constituent of cytoskeleton. Lineage: Eukaryota; Metazoa; Chordata; Aves; Passeriformes; Passerellidae. Gene Ontology annotation, cellular component: intermediate filament. The transcript is spliced from 2 exons.
AUGAAUAUGUACGAACCUAUUGUGAAAUUGUAUGCAUAUGCAUUUGAGAGGGGGAUAAAAAGGGACCUGAAGUUCCCAGAGCCUUGCAACCCCUGUUUCCAGCCCUGUGGCCCCACUCCCCUGGGCAGCAGCUGCAAUGAGCCCUGUGUCAGGCAGUGCCAGAGCUCCACCAUCAUCAUUGAGCCCUCCCCUGUGGUGGUGACCCUGCCCGGCCCCAUCCUCAGCUCCUUCCCUCAGAACACUGUGGUGGGAUCCUCCUCCUCUGCUGCUGCUGGCAGCAUCCUCAGAUCUGAAGGAGUGCCCAUCAGCUCCAGGGGAUUUGACCUCUCCUGCAUCGCCAGGCCCCGCUGGAACAGGGUCUGCUGA